Messenger RNA from Penicillium alfredii, 1782 nucleotides. RefSeq names its product alpha-glucosidase. The transcript has 9 exons. The coding region runs from base 1 to 1782 and encodes 593 amino acids. Lineage: Eukaryota; Fungi; Ascomycota; Eurotiomycetes; Eurotiales; Aspergillaceae. Gene Ontology annotation, molecular function: alpha-amylase activity. The record is from RefSeq and is a predicted model, not a curated record. Gene Ontology annotation, biological process: oligosaccharide catabolic process.
AUGCCUGUAACCGAUGACACGUUUAAACCGCUGGUCAUGGAUAUGGACCGGCAGUGGUGGCGCGAGAUCAUCAUCUACGAGAUCUACGUGCAGUCAUUCCAGGACAGUAACAAUGACGGCAUUGGUGAUUUGCGCGGCAUCAUCCAGAGACUUGACUAUAUCAAGAAACUCGGUGCCGAUAUGAUCUGGCUGACGCCCAUCUACGUGUCUCCGCUGGAAGACCAGGGGUACGAUAUCGCCAACUACAAGGAGCUCAACCCGAUGUACGGGACGAUGAAGGACUGGGAGGACCUGUGCGCCGAGGUGCAUAAACGCGGUAUGAAGAUGAUGAUGGACAUGGUUUUCAACCAUACCAGUUCCCAGCAUGAAUGGUUCAUCGAGUCGAAGAAAGCUAGAGAUAACCCGAAACGUGACUGGUAUUUCUGGCGCAAGAGCAAGACCGGCAAAAAUGGCGAGCGGAUGCCCCCAAAUAACUGGGAGAGCAUGUUUGGCGGGCCCGCAUGGACAUAUGAUGAGAAGACAGACGAGUGGUAUAUGCACCUGUUCUCGCCGUCGCAGCCAGACCUUAACUGGGACAAUCCCGAAGUCCGCGACGCGGUCUUUGACGUGAUCGAUUUCUGGGGCAAGAAGGGCACGGAUGGAUUCCGGUUCGAUGUCAUCAAUCUGGUCUCCAAAAUGCCCGGGCUGCCCGACGCGCCGAUCAAAAAUCCGGACAAAGUUGAGCAGCCGGCUACAGAGAUGUAUACCAACGGCCCGAAUAUCCACAAGUACAUGCACGAGAUGAACCGCAAGGUGCUGAGCAAAUACACCAACUGCACCGUCGGCGAGAUGCCAUGCGGCGUGAACGAAUACGAAGCCAGCGAGUAUGUGGCCAAGGAACGCCAGGAGCUCUCGAUGGUGUUCCAGUUCGACCACAUGAACCUGGACGGCGCCAAUGGCGACAAGUGGCAGCCGCGCAAGUUCGAGCUGUGGGAAUAUGAGCGUGUGCUUCGUGUGUGGCAGCAGCAUAUGCUAGGAAAUCACGGCUGGAGCUCCUUGUAUCUGGAGAACCACGAUCAGGCGCGCGCAGUCUCGCGCUUCGGCAACCCCGACCCGCGAUUCCGUGCCGUAUCGUCCAAGAUGCUUGCCACGUUCCUACUGGCGCUGCGCGGGACUGUGUUCCUAUACCAGGGUCAAGAGCUGGGCACGCCGCAUCCACAGAACUGGAAGAUCGAAGACUAUCCAGACGUGGAGACGCAGGAGUGGUACAAAGCCCAGCAUAAAAUACGCAAGGAAAGCGACCCGUCCAAGGAACCCGAUAUGACGGAGGUUAUGGACGUCAUCCGGCUCAAGGGCCGGGACAAUGCCCGCACCCCGAUGCUGUGGGACAAUUCGGCCAACGGCGGGUUCACGGCAGCGGAUGUUAAGCCGUGGAUCCGGCUGAAUGAGGAGUAUGCCGAUAUCAAUGUGCAGGCGCAGGAGCGCGAUCCGGACUCGGUGCUUAACUAUUUCAUCAAGCUGGCACAUAUCCGCAAGCAGCACCCACUGAUGUUCUACGGUGCCUACGUCCCCGUCAACCCAACCGCGCCCAAAGUAUUCUCAUUCCUCCGGACCCAAGGCCCGUGGCGCAGUCUGGUGUUCUGUAAUUGGGCGCCCGAGCACUCCGAGUUCGAGAUCCCCGAGGAAAUCAAUAUCGAUCUGGCGGUCAUGCUCAUCGCCAACUACCAUGUCGAGGAUGACCCGCUCCAGCGCAAGCUGCGACUGCGUCCGUACGAGGCGCGCAUCUACUCGCUCCGGAAUUAG